This is a messenger RNA of Oppiella nova, 285 nucleotides long. NCBI's taxonomy places the organism in Eukaryota, Metazoa, Arthropoda, Arachnida, Sarcoptiformes, Oppiidae. The record is from the annotation of a GenBank genome assembly.
AUGGAGGCCCAGGAGGUCGAGGAUUAUCACAAACUAAGUGAACGUAAGGGCGCUAUCAGACGGCGCGUAUACCGAGUAAAUGGCCAUAAAUUUAGACCAACCCGCGUAGGCCAACCCACCAAAUGUUGUCACUGUAGGGAAUUCAUAUGGAGCUCCGGUGUCAAACUGAUGGGCUACCAGUGCCAGGUGUGCUCAUCGAUGGUCCACAAGAGGUGUCACGAGUUAGUGAUCACUAAAUGUGUCGAUUGUAUGGACGUGAAUCCCGUUGUCAUCAACAAUGGAUAG